Molecule: messenger RNA, 2634 nt
Organism: Puccinia triticina
Lineage: Eukaryota; Fungi; Basidiomycota; Pucciniomycetes; Pucciniales; Pucciniaceae
Exons: 12
Coding region: 1-2634 (877 amino acids)
Biological process (GO): DNA strand elongation involved in DNA replication; DNA replication
Cellular component (GO): delta DNA polymerase complex
Molecular function (GO): DNA binding
Source: RefSeq, a predicted model, not a curated record
AUGGCCGCCCUCUCCUACGACCCCCUGCCGCGCCUCCGGGACGGGUUCGUGAUCCCCUUCAAGGCCCGCUCCUACGCCCAGCAGUUCGCCAACGUCUACUUCCUGCGCCUCGCCCGUCUGCGCGAGAAGCUCGACACGAUCUGCAGGCACACCUGGCCCGGCCAUGUGCCCUGCAGGGUCCUCGACAUCGACCCCUCCCGGCUCUCCGUGGUCAUCGGAACGGUGUACUGCGAGAUGAAGCUCAAGCCGAACCAUCAUCUGGGGCCUGCCCUCGCCCCCCGCAAGUGGCUGUCGCCCGACGAGGACUCGAUCAUGCUCGAGGAUGAAUCCGGGCGCGUCAGGCUCGUGGGCGUCGAUCUGCAGAAAUACAUGCUGGUCACCGGAAUCAUCAUUGGGGCGAGGGGCCGGGAGACGAGCAAGGGCGACUUCGAGGUCCACGAGAUCGUCUAUGCCGGCGUACCCGACCAGCCGCCCCCUCCUCGUCCGCAGAAGCAGGACCAGCCUCUCGUCGCACUCGUCUCCGGGCUCGACCUCGACAACAACAACUCCAGCCGGGCCAAGGCGCGCGCAGAGACGCUCGUCGACUGGCUCAACGGCCAUAUCGGCGGCGACGACGAACGCGCACUCGCGGCGAGCGUCGGCCGUCUGCUCAUCGCCGGCAACCUCACCCGGGCCUCCCCGGCCGCCGAGAAGCCGGCCGUGUCCCAGACCAAGGAAUCAGCCAAGCUCAAACGCGCGGCAUACGAGCCCGCAACAUGUGCCCCUCCAGCCACGGACCAUGCCGACCGGCUGCUCAGCCAGCUCGGACUGCCCAUCGACAUCAUGCCUGGCCCGGCCGACCCGACCAUCCAGAGCUUGCCCCAGCAGGCCCUCCAUCGCUGCCUGUUCCCCACCGCCACCGCCGCCAAAAAACCCGCCGAUCUGGUCAUGGGUCCGAACCCGUGGUGGGCCGAGAUCGGCGGCACGACGUUCUUGGGCACCUCCGGCCAAAACCUCGACGACAUAUACAAGUACGUGGCCGACGAAGACCGGCUGAAGCUGGCCACCCAGAUGCUGGAAUGGGGCCACAUCGCCCCCACCGCCCCGGACACCCUGCAUUGCUACCCGCUCCGGGACCAGGAUCCGUUCGUGCUGGGCCAGCUGCCGGACGUGUUCUUCGUCGGGAACCAGCCGGCGUUCGGGACCGCCCUGCGCGUCUUCGGGCCCCCCGAAAAGCCGUCGCGCACCCGCGUCGUCCUGCUCCCCCGCUUCUCCAAGACCGGCACCAUCGUCCUCGUCCACCCUACCACCCUCCACACCCAGGCCGUCCGCAUCCUCCCCGACUUCCCCCUCCUCGACCCGUCCCAUCCCGACGACAUCGACGACGACACCGCCCUCGCCCUCCUCCCGCCCGAAAAGAUCCGCUCGCCAGGGCACCUGGUAGGAAACAUUCGUGGCCUGUUGGCAGCCCCUGUUUCCACCGCCUCCAAAAUGUCGCCUCUUCAGCUCCCUGUUCACCUUCGUUCCUUGUGUCUUAUACUCUUGUGGUCGAACCUGGCAGUCUUGGCCACAUCUCCGGAAAACAUCCGACUGUAUAUCCCCGUCGAGAGUGAGUAUACGACCGAUGAUCUAUUCGCCGCCUCGUCGCCGAAUCAUGUUGCUGCAGGCGGCGUGGCUCCACCCGACGAAUUUAUGGGGGAAGAACCACGAGCAGAACUAGGUGGACCUCCGACAAGCGGGCUUCCAAUCGUACUCUCCGGGUUCUUUUCAGGUCCAUUCCUACAGGGUGUCCCCCUUCCAGCGGAUCCGGAUGUCUCGAUCAGCCCUUCAAGACAUCCAAUGCACCCAGCUACGUCUUACAUACUGACGCAUCCUUCGAGCACCACAACGCGCUUGCCAUCGGAUGAAACCGAAGCCGGGGCCUUACGUGGGACUCCACGACGUCGAAUCGCCAAGCAGGGCAAAGCCGAAAAAAAUCCGACACGGGCUAACACCAGAAUGUCAGAAUUGGACAGGGUGGCACAGCUCCUUCGAAGCCAUCCAUUCAGGCCGUCCCAUCGAAGUUAUUUGACAGAAUUGGGUGAAAUAUUGAUACCUUACCUCAGGAUCGCACGAUUAGCAUUCAAAGACAAACUGGCCCAGCUCACUGAUCCAAAACUCGAUUAUUAUGCGUUCAGUGGCUUAAAAAAAAUCGUUCACCCCAGUUUGCCAUACGGCAGGUAUAAACUUGCCUGCAGCGGGGAUAACCACGACUGCAAUGGGCUUCAACUACUAAGAGUCUUGAAACACGACUCCAAUCCACAGACAGAUCUGGUGUUGUGUUUGCAUUACAGGAACCUGAUCUUAUUCACGCACAAGCUUUAUGAAGAAAUCUUGGAAAACUUGAGAAUACCGAUAGUUGCCCAAGGACCAUUGAAGCGCCAUUCCCAAUUUGGAAAGCAGAUCUUUCCGACCAAACACUUCGACCAGCUCAAUUACAACUGCUCAUGUUCUUCUCCCAAGCCAAAGGCUCUCUUGAACAGCUACCGGAAACAGCUUCCUUUCUACUCUCAGAAUUCCGACGCGAAAUUCGAACGAAACCAGAUCGCUUGCCUUGGGACAACAUGUCCCCCGAAGACUCUGUCCACCUCUUUGGACCAGUUCAACGAAAUUUGA